GCGCGCGGUGGAGAACGGGGACGCGGACGACCCGUCCUUCAGCGACCCCGAGGACUUCGUGGACGACGUGGGCGAGGAAGAGUUACUGGGCGAUGUCCUCAAAGACCGGCCGCAGGAGGCAGAUGGCAUCGACUCGGUGAUCGUGGUGGACAACGUGCCUCAGGUGGGACCGGACCGACUUGAGAAACUCAAGAACGUCAUUCACAAGAUCUUUUCCAAGUUUGGGAAGAUCACAAAUGACUUUUACCCCGAAGAAGACGGGAAGACAAAGGGGUACAUCUUCCUGGAGUACGCAUCUCCCGCCCACGCCCUGGACGCCGUGAAGAAUGCCGACGGCUACAAGCUGGACAAGCAGCAUACGUUCAGGGUCAACCUCUUCACUGAUUUCGACAAGUAUAUGACCAUCAGUGAUGAGUGGGACAUCCCGGAGAAGCAGCCCUUCAAAGACCUGGGGAAUCUGCGCUAUUGGCUCGAGGAGGCUGAAUGCAGAGACCAGUACAGUGUGAUUUUUGAGAGUGGGGACCGCACUUCCAUCUUCUGGAAUGAUGUGAAGGACCCCGUCUCCAUCGAGGAAAGGGCGAGAUGGACUGAGACCUACGUGCGCUGGUCCCCGAAGGGCACCUACCUGGCCACCUUCCACCAGAGGGGCAUCGCGCUGUGGGGCGGAGAGAAGUUCAAGCAGAUCCAGAGGUUCAGCCACCAGGGCGUCCAGCUUAUAGAUUUCUCACCUUGUGAAAGGUACCUGGUGACCUUCAGCCCCCUCAUGGACACCCAGGAAGACCCUCAGGCCAUCAUCAUCUGGGACAUCCUGACAGGCCACAAGAAGCGGGGCUUCCACUGUGAAAGCUCUGCCCACUGGCCCAUUUUCAAGUGGAGCCAUGAUGGCAAAUUCUUUGCCAGGAUGACCCUCGAUACCCUCAGCAUCUACGAGACGCCAUCGAUGGGCCUUUUGGACAAGAAGAGUUUGAAGAUCUCCGGGAUAAAGGACUUCUCUUGGUCUCCUGGUGGCAACAUCAUUGCCUUCUGGGUGCCCGAGGACAAGGACAUCCCAGCCCGGGUGACUCUCAUGCAGCUCCCCAGCCGACAGGAGAUCCGGGUCAGGAAUCUUUUCAAUGUGGUGGACUGCAAGCUGCACUGGCAGAAAAACGGAGACUAUUUGUGUGUCAAAGUGGACCGGACGCCCAAGGGGACCCAGGGUGUCGUUACAAAUUUUGAAAUUUUCCGAAUGCGAGAGAAGCAGGUCCCCGUCGAUGUGGUGGAGAUGAAAGAGACCAUCAUCGCGUUCGCCUGGGAGCCCAACGGGAGCAAGUUUGCGGUGCUUCACGGGGAGGCGCCCCGCAUCUCUGUGUCCUUCUACCACGUCAAGAGCAACGGGAAGAUUGAGCUCAUCAAGAUGUUCGACAAGCAGCAAGCCAACACCAUCUUCUGGAGUCCCCAAGGCCAAUUUGUCGUGCUGGCUGGUCUGCGGAGCAUGAACGGUGCCUUAGCCUUUGUGGACACAUCUGACUGCACGGUGAUGAACAUUGCCGAGCACUACAUGGCCUCCGACGUCGAGUGGGACCCCACGGGGCGCUACGUCAUCACCUCCGUCUCCUGGUGGAGCCACAAGGUGGAUAACGCUUACUGGCUGUGGACUUUCCAAGGCCGUCUCCUUCAGAAGAACAACAAAGACCGCUUCUGCCAGCUGCUGUGGCGGCCACGGCCUCCUACGCUCCUGAGCCAGGACCAGAUAAAGCAAAUUAAAAAGGAUCUGAAGAAAUACUCCAAGAUCUUUGAGCAGAAGGAUCGUUUGAGCCAGUCCAAAGCCUCAAAGGAAUUGGUGGAGAGGAGAAGAACCAUGAUGGAGGACUUCCGGAAGUACCGGAAGAUGGCUCAGGAGCUCUACAUGGAGCAGAAGAACGAGAGGCUGGAGUUGCGAGGAGGUGUGGACACUGAUGAACUAGACAGCAACGUGGACGACUGGGAGGAGGAGACCAUCGAGUUUUUUGUCACUGAAGAAAUUAUUCCCCUUGGAAAUCAGGAGUGAUUUGGAAGCACCAUG
Elephantulus edwardii (Cape elephant shrew) is the source of this 2041-nucleotide messenger RNA. It is a transcript of the gene EIF3B, whose product is annotated as eukaryotic translation initiation factor 3, subunit B. The record is from RefSeq and is a predicted model, not a curated record. NCBI's taxonomy places the organism in Eukaryota, Metazoa, Chordata, Mammalia, Macroscelidea, Macroscelididae. Bases 398 to 2026 code for a protein of 542 amino acids. The transcript is spliced from 18 exons. Gene Ontology annotation, cellular component: eukaryotic translation initiation factor 3 complex. Gene Ontology annotation, molecular function: RNA binding; translation initiation factor activity; translation initiation factor binding. Gene Ontology annotation, biological process: translational initiation.